UUUGGACAAAAGAACUUAUCUCUGUUUUAUGAGAUGCUCCCGACACACACAUCUCCUGCCUAGAAUCUGCUGCACAUGUGAUUUCACCUGCUCUGUAGGUGUGAUGGAGACAUUUGGCCUGAGGCGAACACAGUCCUUAAAGAGCCUAUCUUGGGUUCAGGAGAGGUCAAGGGACAUGCCAGCUCCCACCCGCUGGGACAGAAAGUCCGUGUUGCAGCUGGUGCACCAUUACCAAAGCUGUGGUGACCUAAGAAGUCAAGAAAGAAUGGGACAUAAUUUCCAGACAUCAGAGAGAUUUUUUGAAGAAGGAUGGAGAGGAGUAAAGAACAGAGACAAUGUGGCUUUAGAAGGAGCUUUAAGAGCUGCAAGUUUGUCAAGAAGUCACUCCAUGGACUUCCUCCCUGAGAGGGAGAACUCAGGUACCAGAGCACUGUGUGCACUGUUCGAGUCCAAGGCCAAGCUGCAGCACAAGUCCAGCUGCAGCCCCAAACUCAACUCAUCAGUGUUUGCUAGAGACGGAAAGACCGGAAGAGACUGCCCCCUUCAGGAUCAGAGAAGCCACAACAGGAGCGCUCAGAAGGUGACCCAGUCAGAGAGCGGAAGGACCACAGAUGGCCUCCCAGAGUCUUACAACAAAGAUUCCAGAUAUUCAUACGAUGACAAACAAAGUACAUUUACAUCGCUGACCAAGAGGGGCAUCCCGACAACACAAGCCAGCAGUACGACAUCAACUUGCUCCUCGGUUAGAGACAAGUCAGCUCGCUAUCUGUCGAAAGCAGCAUCAAUUGACUCCGUUGGAGCAGAACUGAUUGCUACAUCAGUGACGAGGGUUAAAAGCAGCAAGAUGGCUGAGACAGCCAGGAAAGUCAAGGUUUUGGAAUCAUCUCACGAUGAAGACGAUCUUCCCCUCCCACCUCCUCCUCCAAGGCCCUUUGACUACGAAGGGCCCUCAGCAUUAAGUGGCCUCCCCGUGCCUCCACCCAAAGAGACCUUUUCCACAUAUUACCAGCAAAGGCAAAAGAGUGAACUCAAGAGGCUCUUUAAGCACAUCCACCCAGACAUCAGACAUCUUGGUGAAGCUGUGGAUGAUGACAUCAUGAAAGCAGUGCAACCAGAGGACACUGAGGCAACAGCAGCAUAUCAGGGUGAAGUACAAUCAAUGAGGUGGAUCUUUGAAAAUUGGAAUCUGGAUAGUAUCGGGGAAUCUCACGCAACCAAGAAGUUGCUGGACGAAGAGAAUUUAGCAGGUGGAAAUGUCCGAGGCACCUCCUCCAUGUUUGAGCAUUGUGAUGACAGAGCUCUCAUUUCAGAAGCCAAAAGGCAGACCUCAGUAAGAGGAGAUGUGAGAGCAUCUACCUGGCUCUUUGAAACAAAGCCCUUAGAUUCACUGAACCAAAAAGAAGAUGGAGAACUUGUUGAAGCCGUGUUGAAAGAGCCCAUCCGGCCAGGUGAUGUCAGUGGGACACGUCUACUUUUUGAGACCAAACCAAUAAGUGACUUAGCGCGCUGUAACUCCAUAGAGGACAAUACCUUCUUGAAAUUGACGUCUGAGAUCCAGGAACAAAAAGGAGAUGUCCAAAAGACUGUGAAACUCUUUCAGGCGGAACCGAGCUGUGCCAUUAGAGACAAAAGUGGCAAUAUCCAUACAAUCAAAUCCAUCUGCAGGGAGGAGAUCAAAAAUGGAAACACCAGUAGUGCUCGUUGGUUAUUUGAAACCAAGCCUUUGGACCUGAUUAACAAGGGAAGUGAUGGCAUUAAAAUAAUUCGGGGCAUAUCUCUGGAGGAGGGACACCGAGGUGGAGUUGACAGAAAGAGGUGGAUGUUUGAAACCCAGUCUUUCGACAAUAUACAAGAGGUUGCCGGACUGGACACGUUCGAGGACACCUUGGUUGAGGGUGAUGUUAGCAACAAGACAAAGCUCUUUGAGAUGCAACCACUGAGUGAAAAGACGUUGGAAAAGGACACAAUCAUUGGAGGAGAUGUCAAGACAUCCCUUUGGCUGUUUGAAACGCAACCCAUAGAGACUCUAAAUGAUAGCUAUGAAGUUGGAUGUUUGAAGAAAAUCACACUGUCGGCCGAUGAGCAAGGAGCAAUUAAAGACAAAAAAAUAAUGUUUGAGAGCGGCGGUGGCCGUGAAACGAGUUCCUCGGUAAAGCAACGUGUGACUGAAAGGGGUGACGUCAUGGGAUUCAAGCAACUUUUUGAAACCAUUCCUCUAAGUGAAAUUGCUCAUUGUAAGGAGGAGAAUACAUCAGGAAACCAAAUGUCGGAGAAUUCUCCUUUGUAUGCUAUAAAAGACAGCUCUGGAAAUUUUCACAAGAUAACGACUGUCAGCCGGGAAGAAUUCAUCAAGGGAAAGGUCCAAAACUACAAGUGGAUGUUUGAGACCAAGCCGUUAGAUGAACUAACAGAAGGAAAGGAAAAUAUUGAGGUCAUCAAAGGCAUCACAAGAGAGGAAGACACAAUGGGUGAUGUCAAGUUGGCAAAAUGGCUUUUUGAAACCCAGACCAUGGAUGGAAUUCAUUCUAAGUUCAACCAGAAGGAGCCAAGCCCUUCGGUUGGAGCCACGCCUUGCAAAGGUGACGUCAAGGCAUGCAAAUGGUUAUUUGAGACACAACCGAUGGAUGUUCUGUACGACAAAUCGGAGAAAGUCAAUGACAAAGAGACCAUUGAAAACACCGGUGUGAAAUCCAUGACAUGGCUUUUUGAGUCACAGCCAUUGGACAGCAUAAAAGAUGGCGAGGAGUACAAUUUAAACCUCUGUAGCACCGUACAGGAUGCUGUAAAACCCAAGUCAGCUGUUCAAACAGUCAAACGUCUUUUUGAAACAGAGACCCUGGACAGAACAAGAAAUGAGCAAACGGAACAAGAUGUAAGAUGUGUCAGCCAAGUUGACUUUCAGUCCGGAGAUGUCUCAAGAGUAAAAGAACUUUUUGAAUCACAGUCCCUUGAUGAAAUCGGAUCGGAAAUGGUGAUGACACGCGGCGACGAACACAUCCAGAAAGGAUCCGUACACAAAUUCACUUGGUUGUUUGAGAACUGCCCCAUCAACACAAUCAACAAGGACGAUGACGACACAAACAUUCCGAAACCUAGUGAAACUGUGAGCGGGGAUGUAAAGAACAAAAAGUUUAUUUUUGAAACCUCAUCGCUGGACAAAAUCCACGAGGAGCCUCUUGAACACAAGUCAGUCAGUUUGGAAGAGCUGGAGAGUGAUGUUGACGUUAAGUCCAGCACCAUGAUGUUUGAGUCCUUGCCACUGUAUGCCAUUCAGGACAAAGAGGGACAGUUUCAUGAAGUAACAACUGUGAAAAAGGAUGAGGUCUUAAGCGGUGACGUGAGAGGAGCCAGGUGGAUGUUUGAGACGAAGCCCCUCGAGGCCAUCAAGGCAGAAAAUGAAGUUUACGUGAUCCGAGCUGUCACUCAAGAGGAUGUCGAGAAAGGAGAUGUCAAAUCAGCUAGAUGGAAGUUUGAGACACAACCUCUGGACUCCUUUACCAGCAGAGAGGAACCUUCUGUUAAGAUCAGUGAAGAUUUUGGGAGCUCGAAUGUCCAAUUAAGCAAAAAGAAAUUUGAAUCUGAAGAAUCAAACAAGUUUGUAAGAAUGGUUAGUGUCACCGACGUUCAGCGUGGAGAUGUUAGAACCUCCACCUGGCUCUUUGAGAAUCAAACAAUCGACAGUCUCAAAGGAGAACCUCAAGACCAAGGUCCAGUUAAAACAGUCCACCGAGAAGACAGUCAGAAAGGAGAUGUGAAACGCUGCACGUGGCUGUUUGAGUCACAGCCACUAGACAAAAUCAAGGAGCCAGAAGAGAGAUCGUUCCAAGGUUCAGAUGAGAUCAUCCCAAAAGCCGACGUCAAAUGCACCACCUGGCUUUUUGAGACAACCCCACUGGACAAAAUCACCUCCAGCAGCGUCACUGACACCAUGUCAUCCUUAAGUGAAUCCAAUAUUGUUCACUCAAGUGGCAUCAUUGUAGAAGCAAAAGAAGGUCCCAAUGUCACGAUGGCAAAAUUCAGUCUGGGAACCACUGCGGAAGUCCAAAUUCAGAAAGAAGAAGUUGUUGAGGGCAAUCUCCGAAACAUAAUUUUACAGCUCUUACUCAAACCAAGCAACACACAAGUCACCCUUCUUCGAGAAAUGGAAAAGGGAAACGUGAAUACCACCAAAAUCCAACUUCCACACAAUCAGUCAUCGACGAGUAUUGCCAUCGAUCGAGAGCAAAUACUACAAAACACUGUUCAGAUGAUUGAUGAACUUCUUAUGCGAGGUCAAGACUUCAAGAAAGGAAUCCUGAUGCAAGAGACCGCCGGCGGACAAGCGGAAAUGUCUGUCUAUUCACUGAUCGCUCAUGAAACUGACACCCAAAGUGCCAUUAUUGAAAGAGGCGAUGUGAAGUCGGCCAUUGGAAAUCUCUUAGCGAGUGCCAGCAAUCCAAAGACAGCGCCAACGUGUCGAGUAGAUGAAAACGAAAAGGGUAACGUCAACUUCUACAAAAGGUGCAUUGAGAAAGGAGAUCUGCAGUGCCUGAAAAGUCUUCAGUCGGAGGCAUCGGAAGAUGAUGUCGAUGACGUAACUCUUGGCAAAGAGCAGAUUGAGAUUAUACAGGGCGAUGUGAGAGAGGCAAAAAGAAGUCUCUGCCAGCAAAAGGAAGUGGUGGAGCGAAGUAUUUGCGAUGUUCUGCCAGGGGAUGUGAAGAAGACCAAAGAGGUAUUUUCAUCAGAGUGCUCAUUCAUUGCUGAGAACUGCAUUCCCAGGGAUGAAAUAAUUCCUGGGGAUGUUUUAACAGCAAAGCAACAGCUUGCAGCAAAGCAAGCCGUUCUGAUGGAAAAGGAAGAAAUUGUGGCUGGAGACGUAAAGGCGUCGAUGCAGUCGUUGGAACGUGCAAAGCAACUGAGCAUGAGCAUAGAACGGGAGAGCAUCACGCCCGGAACGAUCUACGAUAUGGACUUGUCAUCAAACUGCCCUGAACCGGAAGGAAGUCAAGUACAAAAAGAGACAAUCAUAUCCGGAGAUGUGAAGGCAGCCAAAAAGUCCCUGCAACUGGCCAAGCAGCAAAGCAUGCAAGGAGAGCGUGACGUCAUUGCCCCAGGAAAAAUAUACAACCUGCACGUCGCCGCACAAGAAGGAAGCUCGGCCCGGAUUACGCAAUCGUCUUCCUACUGCAGAAGCCAACAAAGCAAGACUUGUCCACAGGUCAGUGAUGCAGUCAAAGAUUUGGAAAGCCGUAUGUCCUUAGACGCUUGUCAUCGGGGAAACAAUGAUUUUCUAAGUUAUGAGUGUAAUGGUAUGACAACGCAAGAUGAGCCAGAAGAUGUUAUUCGAGGAGAUAUAAAGUCAGCACUUAGGUCUCUGCGGAGUGCAGUAACGGAGCAGAGACUCCCAGAUAAAGAAGCCAUUGUAGGAGGUCAUGUCCACCUAGCGCUGCAAUCACUCGAGAGGUCUAAUGUAAACGUCUCCAAAGGAGAUUUUAGAUCCGCAAUGCUUUACAGGAAUUCAGGCAAAGCUUGUACAGAGAGGAGCAAGCAGAGUGUUGCGCUGUCCAUGCCUCCAUCUGACACAACAUUGUUUCCUUCAAUUUCAGUAAUGGGUGAAGGGCAACCGUCGUUCGCCGUAAACAACUCAACAUGCAACCCGGUACAAAAUGGAGGCUCACCAGGCCUGCUAAAGAAACCACAGAACCCGAAGCCAACGUUGCCACCAAAGCCACAAUGGACUAAACCUGCAGUCAUAGGCGAUUCAAAGUUGUCACCUGCAAAUAAAUGCAAUCCAGUGUCUGCUAAACAUGACCUGCAGCUUCCCACAGACAAGUUUAUUGAAGACACGACUGCGGCGAGCAAGCAAAACGCAAAGCCAAAUAGCACUAAAUUGGAGGUGGAGAGAAAUGUGAUACAGAAAAUUAAUGCAGCCGAGGAGAUACAAAAGUGCAUGGAAGAGUAUGAGGACACAUCCAAGCAUGAAAUGAACAUGAGUUUGCAAGCUGCAUUAAGUAACUUUGAAAGAACAGACAGCAAAAAAGUCAAAGGCCCAAAAAAAGUCAUAAAUGUCAAAGGUGAGGUGAAGAAACCAAUUCAAAACACAAGUGCCGCUAAAAACUGCAGUUCAAUCCUCUCACCUCCUGAAAAACAAUUCUGCAAAAGUGACGAGUCAGACGCAAGCACAUGCCACACAACAAAAAGCACGAUUGACAAUGAGAAUAAAGUCAUCUUGAGACAGAAGAAACCCAGCGAGACAGAAAGUCAGAGACGACAGAGGCUUUCCGUGCAUAUGGACGAGAUCAUCAAAGGAAACGUCAAGGCGGCCAUGGAGAUUUUUGAAAAUAUGAGGAAACGAGAGGAACUCAAGGGGAUCUUAUCACAGGUGCAAGAAAUUGAAGGCGCAAACAGUCAUGUCGACGUAAGCUCAUCUAGUAAUCAUGUCCCCCCAAGUGAAAAGUCAAAGCAAAGCAAAGUCGAGACACAAGAUGAUGAUCUGGAAAGUGUUUCUUCGGUUGAAACGGUAUUUGAAGAUUUGGAGAAGGCGAGCAAGGAAAUCAUCAAUCUGAAGGAGCAAACUUUGGCAAAACUUCUUGACAUUGAGGAGGCCAUUAAAAAAGCGCUCUACUCUGUGUCCAACCUGAAAUCGGAGGCAGACAUCGCAGGCUUGUCAGGACUUUUUGACGAGUCCUUGAAGUCAGAACAACCCGUGACUAAUAUCAGAAAAAUCAGCAUUGUGUCAAGCAGGACAAAAUCGGGUCAAGGAAAAGACACGAGAAAUCACCCCGGUGACUCAAAUCUCCUGAAGCAAGAAGCAACCAAGCAAGCAAACAACCAGGUUAUUAGACAGCCAUCUUCUCAGUCGUCACCAUCAUUCAUAUCCAUUCAUUCAGCUGCCAGAAAGCCGCUCCAACAACCCAAGCCUGCCAUGUCAACAGAGAGCAAUUGUCAAGGAGAUCCCAACCAAGGGUCAACAAAGCGCAAAGUCAGCGUGCUGGAAGUGCAAACACUUCCAGAGGAGCCUGCGGACAUCAUUGGCACCAAGACUGUCAGUGAAACGUACAAGGAGACGGAUGGCUUUGGCAACGUUUUUCUAUCCUCCGUAACGUCAACGUUUGUCACCAAACAGUCUGAUGGUGAAUCGGCUGCUGUGUUCGAGGUGGUCGGGGGGCCAAACACAUACAAAGUCAUCACGUCCCCGUUACUGCAAAGAUCUCCUCGCCCUUCUUCAAGAGACCAAUGAAUUACUUUUGUGUUAUCGGGUUUUGUUGAACAUAAAAAAAAAAAAAAAAAUGUAUGUAGUGAUGACGAUGUUGGCUUUUUAUUUAAAAAACAUA
Messenger RNA from Syngnathus typhle (broad-nosed pipefish), 7313 nucleotides. RefSeq names its product xin actin binding repeat containing 1 (gene xirp1). Gene Ontology annotation, cellular component: stress fiber; focal adhesion. Gene Ontology annotation, molecular function: actin filament binding. Lineage: Eukaryota; Metazoa; Chordata; Actinopteri; Syngnathiformes; Syngnathidae. The transcript is spliced from 8 exons. Gene Ontology annotation, biological process: actin filament organization; actin cytoskeleton organization. The record is from RefSeq and is a predicted model, not a curated record. Bases 29 to 7219 code for a protein of 2396 amino acids.